Molecule: messenger RNA, 1181 nt
Organism: Calidris pugnax (ruff)
Lineage: Eukaryota; Metazoa; Chordata; Aves; Charadriiformes; Scolopacidae
Product: RNA polymerase II subunit A C-terminal domain phosphatase SSU72
Exons: 3
Coding region: 696-1100 (134 amino acids)
Biological process (GO): termination of RNA polymerase II transcription
Cellular component (GO): mRNA cleavage and polyadenylation specificity factor complex; nucleus
Molecular function (GO): RNA polymerase II CTD heptapeptide repeat phosphatase activity
Source: RefSeq, a predicted model, not a curated record
CUUCAAAGCAAGGAAAAGGUGCAUCAGUUUCCAGCCUUUCUUAAUUCAAACCUUUCCUGGUAUUCCGAAUUUACCUGAAAAACUUUGCCUUUAGAGGGGGUUUGGUUUUAGUCCAUUGAGCAGAUGGGUGACUGUCAACCCUGGGGUGCUCCUGGUGAAACUGCACGUCCCGGGAGGCUGAGAAGACAGUGGGGUUAGUGAACCCUGUCUGAAAGGGGGGAUACAGGGUGUAAAUUUGAGCCUGGAGGUUACAGUACCAGCGUAAAUAUAGCUACCGAGCAGCAGAACAGAUUCCUUUCACACAGUGACUGAAGUUCUGACAGGCAUAAAGUCAGUGUUUUUCUUCAUUUCCCACUUACACAUCUUGGGAUAUUUUUAAGGGAUGAUGCUUCUGUGAUAGAUUUAAUUUUCUUUGGAAGUUUGGUUGCAUAAACCUGAGGCCUGAGUAGGAUUUUAUACAGAUGUGCAGUUGACACCAGAAACACCAUAAGAUUGACUUUCAAGACAGAGGCUCCUGGAGUGAGGGGCAGUGACUUAAGGGAAUGUAGGACAUUGCACCAGGAGCUGCAUUAAUUACCCUGAUGGUGAUCUUGCUGCCACCUUAGGAAUCCAUUUAGUGGUCACUGGUCUUUAUAUUUGCAAACAAAGAGAAUCUUAUUUUAAAGAUACAGUAACAAUUUAAUUUGUUCAAAACUAUGACUUUUCUUAAAGUAAAGGUACUUAACUCAAGCAACUUCAGAUACACACAGAAUGGGAUUUUACACAUGUUGGACAGAAAUAAGAGAAUCAAGCCACGACCAGAAAGAUUCCAGAACUGCAAAGACGUUUUUGAUUUGAUCCUAACGUGUGAAGAAAGAGUCUAUGAUCAAGUAGUAGAAGAUUUAAAUUCCAGAGAGCAGGAGACGUGUCAGCCAGUACAUGUGAUCAAUGUGGACAUUCAGGAUAACCACGAGGAGGCCACCCUAGGUGCUUUCCUCAUCUGUGAGCUCUGCCAGUGUAUACAGCACACAGAAGACAUGGAAAAUGAAAUAGAUGAGCUGUUACAGGAAUUUGAAGAGAAAAGUGGAAGGACUUUUCUUCAUACUGUCUGCUUUUAUUAAAGCACAUCUGUCUCUUAGGCCUUAAUACAGAUGAGGGAAGCAUGUGUUUAAAGUUCCAAUUAUACUGUAUUUUCCUGGAAA